Messenger RNA from Astyanax mexicanus (Mexican tetra), 1217 nucleotides. RefSeq names its product lysosomal membrane ascorbate-dependent ferrireductase CYB561A3. Bases 132 to 875 code for a protein of 247 amino acids. Gene Ontology annotation, molecular function: oxidoreductase activity. Gene Ontology annotation, cellular component: lysosomal membrane. Lineage: Eukaryota; Metazoa; Chordata; Actinopteri; Characiformes; Acestrorhamphidae. The transcript is spliced from 6 exons. The record is from RefSeq and is a predicted model, not a curated record.
CGUCUGCCCCAUGUGAGAGUGGGAGGCCUGCUUUUUAUACGUGUAGAUCUUCAGGACUUACAGUCAGUGUGAUAUUGCAGAAGCAGUGCAGAUCAGAUUUAUUUAUCUGAGACUUUCAGAGAGGUUUCACAAUGAAAGGCACAGUGGCUUUCUACACAGCCCACCUGCUGUGCCUGGUUCUGAGUGUGGUGUGCGUGGUGCUGGUGGUCUACUGGAACUCCAGCUACCGCGGGGGCUUUGCAUGGGACCACAAAGCCAAGCAGUUUAACUGGCACCCCGUGCUGAUGGUGUUGGGGCUGGUGGUGCUUUACGGCAAUGCGGCCGUGGUGUACCGUAUCCCGCUGACCUGGGGUCAGAAUAAGCUGCCGUGGAAGCUGCUGCACGCCGGUCUGCUGCUGCUGUCUCUGAUCUUCGCCGUGGUGGGCCUGUGUGCAGUGUUCGACUUCCACAAUGCUGGAAACACUCCUAACCUUUACUCCCUGCACAGCUGGGUGGGCAUCACUACCACCGUCCUGUUCGCCAUGCAGUGGGCUGCAGGUUUUGGAGCGUUCCUCCUGCCCUGCUCUCCGAUGGCCUUGAGAGUCUUUGUUAAACCUGCUCACGUGUGGAUGGGAUCCACUAUCCUGGUCCUCAGCGUGGUGUCCUGCAUCUCAGGCAUCAACGAAAAGCUGUUUUUUGUUCUAAAGAAGAGCACCAAUGGGACGCAUUCCUACGCCGAGCUGCCUGCAGAGGCAGUGCUGGCCAAUUCUCUGGGAGUAGUCAUCGUCGCUUUCGCUUUGGUUGUGUUGAAAAUCCUGGCCAAUCAGAGCUGGAGACGUCCGGAUCCAAGGAGCGAGGAGGGGGAGUAUAGGUCAUUAAGAACGGACGAACACUGACCCCUGGAGGUGUGUUUACAGACUGGACUUCGGUGGAUGUUUAUAAAAGCUCCGUCCCAUCAUUUUCGUCACUUUUUAAAUAUAGAUGUAUCUAUUUUUGUACAUCAUGUAUGAGUUGACACUCACUAGGCCUUUCAGGAUUUCUGCAGGGAGUUUAUGUGCUUUCUAGCAUUUAAUAAUUAGACUUUUUGUUCUUUUAUGCAGCAUAAUGAAUAAAUGCAGCUCUGAAAAUGAAGAAAAUAAUAUAAAAAGAGGAUAUAAUAUAAGAAUGUAAAAGGUAAUCUUAUUGAUCCUACAUCUGGGGUAUUUUCAUGGAAAUUUCAGUGGUAAUUCUGGAUAGAA